Messenger RNA from Rattus norvegicus (Norway rat), 4614 nucleotides. The record is from RefSeq and is a predicted model, not a curated record. Lineage: Eukaryota; Metazoa; Chordata; Mammalia; Rodentia; Muridae.
CCUGACAGGCUGCCUGCUCCGUUCUGCUCUGCUCUCCUGUAGCCCUCCUGGCAGCAGCCGGUCAGCUAGGGUAGCUCCAGGCUGCUAGGGGUCAGGUCACUAGGGUGUCUUUAGAGGUAGAUUGGACAAACCCUUUAUUCACCAGCAGGAAAAACUGAGGCCUAGGGCCUUGGGGCAGACCUCUCUCCCUUUCCUGUUUCGGAGUCAGUAACCAGGCUCGUUGUGCCAGAGCUCUCUGCCUUCGAGAGAGACCAUAGUCUCUGAGAAGUGGUCCUGCACUGAGCUCUGAAACUGCGGUUACUUUGUCUGGGCCAGGUCAAGGCCACUGUGUCCAGAUGCUGAGGGCCUGUGAGCAAUGGAGCCAAAUGUCAGAGUCUGUCCAGUAGGAAGCUCACUAAGGGCAGACAGGUGCUUAGUCUUCACUCGCGUGUUUACAGUAUCUGGCGUACAGUAAAUGCUCAGCGAGCACUUGUUCAGUGAGUCAAAGGAUUUGGAUAAUAAGACCUAACAAUGGAUAAGCUGGGUAGUAACCCACCCAUUUGGUGGGUUAAAAUGGGGGGGGGCUUUUUUUUAAAUCUCAAAGGCAUUCUUAGAGCUCCUCCUCCCUAAGGACCACCUCCAUUCCUGGGUGGCAUGCUCUGUUUUGCCUUGAGAGGAGUCCUUCCUCAAAAGCUGCUCUUGGUGUUCAGCAGCCACCUCACCGAGUUCAUAGUACACAUGAUAUUCCUGGUGAUGUGCCCCCUUCCCAUCCCAGGGAGGGAGUGGCAUAUCCUGCCUUCUCACCUAUCACCUGCCCCACCUAUCACCUCACUUUUAGUUCCUUCUGAACUUGAUGGAAUGAUCUGCAAGAAAAGGCUGGGUGAUGGUGGACCUGCUAAUAAGAGGUGCUAUGCCUGCCUCUUUACCAGGAAGAAAGACAUUAGCAUCUUAAUUCACUGAACUGGAUUUUGUCCCAGGUGUCCCUUUGGUAUGGGACCCACGCUGGCUGGAGGAUGAGGUAUGGGUUGCUAAGUGUCCUGGUCAUGAGCCUUUCCUCAGGAGAUAAGUGAACUUGCUGAAGCAGAACCCAUCCCCAUGGUUAAGGCAAGCCCCUUGCUUUCUGAGUAUGGCGUAGAUCUGUUGUAGCACAGUGGUCUCACCUGGCUAGCACAGUGUGCCAGGCACACUGAGAAGACUUGGGCAGGCCUUCCUCUCAGAUAUAGAUUCAAAUUGUAGUCCUGGGUUGCCAGACACUUUCCCUGAUCCCAUUGCACUUUUUUCCUUAGCCCCUUUUCGGAUCCCUUUCCUCCUGGAAGCUCAGUUAUUUCUCCUGCUGUACCCUCCUUCCUAGAGACCGUUUGGUCCACUGGCUCAACCAGGCCUGACUCCAUCCUUGGAACUGUUACAUAGAGUCAGGCUUGGCUUGGUGGGACCUUUCCUCCCUUUGGUCCGUUUAUGAACUUCCUCCCUUCAAAUGGGAGGGGCUGAGGAAAGUCCGUGUACAGAUUGGUUCUUUGGAGACCUAUGAACAAAUUGUGAAUGUGGGUAGAGGAAGGCUGCCCUGCAGUGGAGGAGGGCGUGGCUGGGUGGCUGGGCUGUUGGGGAGGAUGCUAAGGAUGACUUGCAAAUGUAGGUGGAAUGCAGGAGAGGCAACUAGCUAUGGCAGUACCACAGCACUGCCUCAGGUUGGAAUGGGCGACACUGUACCCAGCCAGGCUCUGCCUGUGGAGUGGGAGCGCCUGCAAGGAGACUGGGGGCCUGCUUGGCAGCCGGCGCCUAUCAGACAACUGGAAAGUGCCAGUGCUUGCGGGCCAUCUGUCCCCUGUGCCUAACUCCCAGCCACCUUCUGCUUACCACAGAAGGGCCCGGCGCUGUUCCACAGCACAAGGGCGAGGCGCCUGCUGGGAGGGGCAGGCAGUUUUCCAUUUUGCUUUUGUUUGGUUCCAUCUUCCUUGUAGCUCCUGGUGCUUUGGUCUUGCCAGGUGUGUGGAAAGUUUGCCGGCUGCUGUCAGCCAGCCUUUUGGUGGAUAGCUGGUGGGAGAAAAAGAGUGCAGCAGCUGCCCCAAGUCCUGUGCUUGGCAACAUUCCCCCCAAUGAUGGGAUGCCUGGAGGCCCCAUCCCACCAGGUUUCUUUCAGGGUCCUCCGGGGUCACAGCCCUCGCCGCACGCACAGCCUCCACCUCACAAUCCCAGCAGCAUGAUGGGACCCCACAGUCAGCCUUUUAUGUCACCGAGAUAUGCAGGCGGCCCCAGGCCCCCGAUCAGAAUGGGAAACCAGCCUCCAGGAGGAGUUCCUGGGACACAGCCAUUGCUGCCCAAUUCCAUGGAUCCCACACGACAACAAGGUCACCCCAACAUGGGAGGGUCAAUGCAGAGAAUGAACCCUCCCCGAGGCAUGGGGCCCAUGGGGCCUGGCCCACAGACUGACCCUUGGUUAUCGUUGCAGAAUUACGGCAGCGGCAUGAGACCACCACCCAACUCCCUCGGCCCCGCCAUGCCUGGGAUUAACAUGGGCCCAGGAGCUGGCAGACCCUGGCCCAAUCCCAACAGUGCUAACUCAGGAAGGCAGCUCCAAUCCAUGGCUCCUGAAUCUUCUUUCCAGAUCCCGUACUCCUCCUCAUCACCCGGAACCUAUGUGGGACCCCCUGGUGGUGGCGGCCCUCCUGGAACCCCCAUCAUGCCUAGUCCUGCGGAUUCAACAAAUUCCAGUGACAACAUCUACACAAUGAUUAAUCCUGUGCCGCCUGGAGGCAGCCGGUCUAACUUUCCAAUGGGUCCUGGCUCAGAUGGCCCAAUGGGCGGCAUGGGAGGCAUGGAGCCACACCACAUGAAUGGAUCCUUAGGAUCAGGCGACAUAGAUGGACUUCCAAAAAAUUCUCCUAACAACAUAAGUGGCAUUAGCAACCCUCCAGGCACCCCUCGGGAUGACGGCGAGCUGGGGGGGAACUUCCUCCACUCCUUCCAGAACGACAAUUAUUCUCCAAGCAUGACGAUGAGUGUGUGAUCCCUUCUCCACAACGCUGAGAGCCGGCAUUGCAGGCAGAAGAUGCCAGAAAUUAUGCAAGAAGAAGUGAGGUGUCGAUACCAGGAGCUGGGGGAGGGCGUCUCCUGCUCCCCUCCAUCCCUCCCAUUCUCUCCCCCACCUUUCCCAAUUUUAGUUUCAUGCAAUAAAAAGGCCAAACUUUUUAUUCCGUCAAACAUGAAGGACAAAACUCAGAAAUAUAUUUCAAGUCAACGACCAGAAAAAUCUCACCUUCUCCCUGCCCAAAAGGACCUUUCUGUACAUGACACUUUUUGUUGGGUUUUUUUGUUUGUUUGUUUGUUUGUUUGUUUGGGAUUUUACUGUUGCUGGGAUUUUAAAUUUGUUUUUUUGGGGGGAUUCUUUGGGGGAAUUUUUUUAAUGGAAGCUUCUAGCAAGCCCUAUGCCCACCCAAUCAACCUCAUUGCUUUCUUCUUUAAUAAAAGGAAAAAAGGAAAAAGAAAAAAAAGGCCAAAAAAAAAAAAAAAGGAAGAAAAACCCACAAGCCCUGCUGUCUAUCCCCAAGUCCUACCACCAGAAAAGCUAGUCUAGGUGUGCAAUAUCACACUGAUGUUGUAGCCAUCUAAAAAUAAUAAUAAUAAACUGGACAGUUUACAAUUGGUGGUUUCUUUCAAAAGCUGUUUGGGGAGAAGGAACUGAAGUCAACGGUUUCCACGUGGGCCUUUGGGGUUUGUGCUGGGCAAGGAGAUGCAGGUGUCCACUUUGCUCUGGCUGGGCUGGCCAUCACAACACACUGGGCCAGAGGACCCAGAGCCCCCAACUUGCCGUCACCCAACAGAGACCAUCGCUGUGACCCAGCGUACACACUGUUCCAGGAUGGCUGCCUCUUCUCCAAACCUCUCAUGCCCAGCCACAGGGGCCUCCAGUCCCUCGGUCCCCACCGUUUCCUGGCAAGAAUCCUGCUGGCUGGGUAGUGGCCCAGGCUGUGUAGGAGAGGCCCCACCAACAGGAUGACUACAAUCUGGGCCAUAGAACUGACCUCCAUGUUCUGGUCCCGAGCUCCUCACAUAGUGCGCACUGGCAGGGCGGGCUGAAGUUGUGUUUUUCUUUUUUUCUCCUGUUUGUCCUUUUUCAAAGAUGGGUGUUGGUUGGAAUUGCUCUGUAUUUGCUUGGAACUGGAUGGACAGACUUCAGCAUUGCUGUGGGGUGGGGGGAGCACCAGCAACCAAACAGACACUGUUUCUGGUCCUGUUUUUAUUUUCAAAAACUGAUGAACCUGAUGGUGGAGCCUGUCCCCUCUGAGGAGGGGUGACUUGGCUGCCCUGGCCUCUCCCCGUGGCAACCAUUGUGUCUUGCUCCGGAAGACACUGAGUUCUUUGUACAUUUACCCCCUCUGUGCCCCGCCCAUCCUCGUAGCUGGUCUUUGUUUUCUUACCUCCCCUUUCUGACCCAUGUAUAUCAUAUUAUGUGAGAUACCAUCUGCCUGACAAAAGACUUGUGCGGAUCCUUGGGAACAUUGUAGCUGUUUCUGUGUUUUUUCUUACCUUGUAGUCUGGUUCUGAAUUAUGAGAGGAAAAAAAGUAAUUAUGAUACAUUGUAGUUUGUGUACGAUAUAUGUUGAUAACGUUUUAUUAAAGGGACAUCUUUUUUCCGCA